CACUGAAGAAGAAGAAGAGAAAUCAAAGACGCAAAACGAUACCAUGAACACAAAGGAUGAUGAAGCGUAUCAGGUCUUCAUCAGUUUACACAGUCCUGCGUUAAAGGCAGCGAGAAUACCGCCACUUUACUGGAAGAGUUUGUAUUGUAAACUCGCCAAUGAGGUAUUUGAUGCUGGUGAGGUGUUUGGGAUCAUGCAGGUUGAAGAAGAGGAAGAUGAGGGGGGUGAACAGAGAGUCAAUCCUGGAGAUGAGAUGUCUUAUAAAGUUAUUGUCACUCGAGAGGGUGGCCUGCAGGCUGCUGAUCCCACCAGUGUGUUUCUCGUGGAUCACGCCUGGACAUACAGAGUGGAAAGUGCCAGACAGCAACUGCUGGAAAUUCCCGGACUUCUUAUCCGCAUGGCCAGCCUGAUGGGUCUACCUUUCCACGGAGAAGCCCCUGACCCGGACAUCGUGGAGACGGUCCUGGACAACAUGUGGAAAUAUAACCAAACCUAUCAGCUUUCCCAAGGGUCUGCAGAAGAGAAGGUCCCUGUGUGGUACAUUAUGGAUGAAUUUGGUUCUCGGCUUCAGCACUCUUCCCGCCCGACCUGCUGUAUGGCUCCUCUGUUUUACGCUCCACAACAAAUCGCUUACUCUGUGCUAUGGCCACUUCAAGACCUGGAAAAUGGAGAUGAGGUGACACGAGAUUAUUCGUAUGGUGAGACGGACUCUUUGGUGAGGAGUUGCCGACUGUUACCAUGGCUACCUGAUGAUCUUCAGGGCAUCAGUGAUGACGUCCAAGAGCCAUCUGACCUGUACUAUGAAACCAUCCUCCAGGAGAACAAGGAGAAGCUUCCCAUGAACAUUGAGCCUUACUGUGUGCCAGACGGGAAAGUUUUAAAGGUCUACUCUGAGUUAAAGCAGGUUACAGACAAUCUGAAACAUCCACGUUUCCAGUUUACCGAAAAUGAGGAGGAGGCCGAUAUUAUCUGGGCCUUUUCUCAUAUCCGAGAUUACAGGAAAAUGAGUGCGGAACGACCUCAUGUCCUGCUCAACCAGUUCCCCUGUGAGACUGUGCUCACUACUAAAGACUGCAUGGCGUCUGUAGCCCGGAGAGCGAGUGGAGGUCAGGGACCGAUGUGGCUCCCCAGGACCUUUAAUCUCCAGACAGAGCUGCCACAGUUCAUCAAACAUUACUUAAUGAGACAAGAGAGGGGUCUGGAUAACCACUGGAUCUGUAAACCGUGGAAUCUGGCUCGUGGUCUGGACACACACAUCACAAACAACCUUAACUUCAUAAUCCGACAGAGGGAGAGCACGCCAAAGGUGGUGAGUAAAUAUUUGGAGGACCCAGUGUUAUUUCAUAGAGAAGAGGUGGGUAUGGUGAAGUUCGACAUCCGCUACAUGGUGCUACUGCGAUCUGCUGAACCUCUGCGCCUUUAUGCAUACAACGUGUUCUGGCUGCGGUUUGCAAACAAACCUUUCUCGCUGGAUCAUCUCGAUGACUAUCAGAAGCAUUACACAGUGAUGAACUAUGCUGAAAAUGUGCAGCUCAGACAGAUUCACUAUGAUGACUUCAUUCCCAUGUUCGAAAGCCAGUAUCCGCAGUAUCCAUGGAAACAAGUUGAGGCGGAUAUCUUCAAAGCUUUUUCUGAGCUCUUCCAGGCAGCCUCCUGUCGUCCGGCUCCAUACGGAAUCUGUCCCUAUCCGUCCUCAAGAGCCAUUUAUGCCAUUGAUCUCAUGUUAAAGUGGGACCAGACUGCAGAAGGAGAUCGUGUAAUGCAGCCCCAGAUACUGGAGGUAAAUUUUAGCCCUGACUGUGAGAGGGCUUGUCGAUAUCACCCCAGCUUUUACAACCACAUGUUCCAAACACUGUUCCUGGAUCAGGCAGAACAAUGUCCUGUUACUCCAAUUUUAUAACCAAACUGAAUUCCAGCUCUAAAAUGCCUAAAUAAAAAUGAAUGGGCCUGCAACACUGUUUUUAUGUCAUUUGUUUAGCCAGAUUCCUGUAGAUUGAUAUAUUCUAUUUUUAUUAUAUGUUUUAUGGUAUGGUUUAUAUUAAAAUAUAUAUAUAUAUAUAAGCAAAAAUGCUCUUUGGUAAAGACUGUGGUAUCAUUGUUUGAAUGAAAACAUCACUUCAGGGCAUGCAUAAAGCUGUCAAAUGGUCGGCACAUUGCCUCAGUAGCAUUGUUACCUCACAGCAAGAAGGUCUCCGGUUCGGCUGGGUCAGGAGGUCUUUCUGAGUAGAUGUUGGUUUACUCUGGUUACUCAGGUUUCCUCCCACAGCCCAAAAACAUACUGGUUAAGUGAACUGGAGAUUGAUUCACUUUUAUAUAGAUUAAUCAAAAAUGAAUAAGUAAAUAAACUAUAAUACGUAACUAUAUCUGGUUAUAAAUGAACAAUAAUCUGUUAUUAUAAGCAACAUAAACCGUCUCCUUGCUCUGAUUCACAAUGAUAAGCUUAUAAUGGUAAUUAUAAAGUUGCAUGUGAAGUGGUUUGUUUUAAUCCGAAUAUGUGUAUCAAAUACUUUACCAUUAUGUUUUUAUGUUUUUCUGUAUGGAUAUAACCAGUUAUAUGUAUCACUUAGUGUAAUGGUUCUGUUGUUUUAGUCGUAUAACCACGUUGAGGAAGUGUAGUGGUUAUUUUGUUUUAGUUAGCAAGGUACUUUAGGAAAAGUACAGUUUUGUUUUAUUUAAUUGUAUUUGUUUCUGUGUGAGAGUGUAUAUAGCAUGAGUCUGUGAGUGCAUGUCUUAGAUGAGGAAAAGUGGGGGCUGAGUGAGUAGUGGGUGUGUCUUUCUCCUGUGGCUCUGCAGAGGGCACAGAGAGGUGGAGUGAAUGAAUGUUUAAAACUGUGGAAAGGGAAUACAGUUUGAAAGUAUGUGAAUAUGAGUGAGAAUAUAAGUAUGAAUACGAUAAGAAUAAGAGACUAGAAUAAGAAUAAGAGUUAUAAAUGCUGGGUAUUAAAGAUGAUAUUUGAAGAUUUUGUGGAGUUAUUGUAGCCAAAAAUAUUAAUUAUUAUAGUGAAGUACACAGCUACCUCUAGAAAUUGAAUAAUUUUAGUUUAAAUGAUUGAUUAAAAUAAAUAAGUGAUAUAAACUAAAUAAUUAAAUAACUAAAUAAAAAUAUAAACUAAAAGAAAGAAAAUUAAGAGUUUAAUAACAGAGAAAUGCUUGAGGAGAAAGAGAGAGAGAGAGAGAGAGAGAGAGAGAGAGAGAGAGAGAGAAGGAGAAGAGGAAAAUGGAGGGGGUACUGAUGAUCACCAGAUGUGAUCAUGUAGAGCAGGGGUUCUCAAAGUCCGGACUCCGGUCCGGAUCCGGACCCGACGGCAACUUGAUCCGGACCCGCGUCCACUUCAUAGUACAAGUGCAUUAAUUUCUAUGUGAUUGAUUAAAUGUGUGCAUUUACUUUACAAAUGCAUAUAAAACUUGUAAACCAUUCGUUUAGUUUUUUUUUUCUUUUUAGAUUUAAGAGUAUUCCUGGUCUGAAAAUAAAACGAGUUAUUUAAAAAUUUCCUGUGUGACGCUGUAGCCAUCACACCCAGAUAUUAUGCACAGCUACUUCAUGUACUACGGCUUUUGAUCAGUAAGUCCUUAUCAAUCUGAAAUCACUGUUGGUCUGAGUCGUUUAAAACAUGCAUUUAAAAAAGCAACACUCGUCAAACAUAAUCUUAUACAUAUUCUUUAUUAUCAUGAAAAUACCUGAAAAGGUUUGAAGAACAGCAAUAUAAAUAUAUCCUUAAGCCAUUUCCUGGAGCUCUGUGUGUCUGGUUCUUCGUCUGCAGCACAUAUUACGUUUCUGCCCACGAGCGCCCCCUGGCUUUUGGAUGUAGCGGCAUUUCACCGUAAUUCAUUGAGAAGCAUAGCAAGCAUCAUCAGCCAAUUUAUAGGUGCACCCCUAAUUUUGGUCAGUGUCUCUGCCUACCAACCACACUUUUUUGCUAUGGUUUAUGCAUAUGAUGGAGAACAAAAUGUGCCAUUUCUCUAAUUAGGUUGCUCUGUAUUUUGCACCUGGUUACUUUUGGCAUAUUUCUUGUGUUUGUUUAAAAAAAAUAUUUUUAACUUUAAAUGCAAAAUACACUUAUGUUUUUCCCAAACUAUUUGUGUUGAUUUGUUAUAUAAACAAAAGAUUUACAUAAAGUUUUUCCGGACCUAUGAAAAUUAUGGGAAUUCAGAUUUGGACCUUUGAAUGUAAACUUUGAGAACCCCUGAUGUAGAGGGUAGGGGACCUACAGUCCCAGGAAUGUGACCACCAUGUGUUUCUAUAUGAUAUAAACCAUAUGUUUCUUAAUGUUACAAACCCUUGGGAAUAGAAGCAUAUGCGUGCGAAGACAGGCUUAAAUACUGUGGUACAGGGAAAAGGUUUUCAGUGACUCUUGGAGUUUUUGCAGGACUGCUCCGUUUUUAUUUGU
Molecule: messenger RNA, 4388 nt
Organism: Paramisgurnus dabryanus
Lineage: Eukaryota; Metazoa; Chordata; Actinopteri; Cypriniformes; Cobitidae
Gene: ttll12
Product: tubulin tyrosine ligase-like family, member 12
Biological process (GO): protein modification process
Cellular component (GO): cytoplasm
Source: RefSeq, a predicted model, not a curated record